AUGAGUGAUUCGUUCUCGUUAAGCUCUACCCUUUUGGGCCACUCACUGGAUGUUAGAUCCCUUUCUGCUGUUGAUGAUGUGAUUAUUUCGGCUUCAAGAGACUCGACUGGUCGGAAAUGGACACGAGCCAGUGACUGCAGCGAUUGGAGUUCCACUGUAGUGUUCCAAUCUCCGACAUCAUCGUUUGUCAAUGCUGUGAGUGCCAAUGACCUUUGGACGGCCUUUGGUGGCAAAGAUUGCAUCAUAUAUUUAUCCGAGACACAUGGCAGUGGAGAUGGUGAUACUAAGACUGAAGGAUUCGAAUUACCUGGCCAUUCAUCCAAUGUGUGUUCGUUAGCAUUCCUGUCUGAUCUUCGGAGAUUAAUUUCCGGUUCCUGGGACUCAACAGCCAGAGUCUGGGACUUGGAAUCAUUUACAACUAUAUAUACGCUCAAGGGCCACAAAUCUUCAGUCUGGGAUGCCAAAAUCAUCGAUGAAGACACAUUUAUAACUGCUUCUGCUGAUAGAACCAUUAGAUUAUGGCAGAAUCAAACUGAAGUACGUCAAUUCAUUGGUCAUAAUGAUGUGGUUAGAAAGAUUCUAUUAUAUCCUGAUGAUCCUAGUCGUUUUGCUUCUUGUUCCAACGAUGGAACCAUCAAGGUUUGGGAUAUUGAUUCAGCAAAUUGUAUCCAAACACUAUCCGGUCAUGAAUCAUUUGUAUAUGAUAUUGCUUUGGCCCCUACUGGUGAUAUCAUCUCAACUGGUGAAGAUAGAAGUAUUAGAGUUUGGAGAGAUGGGGUGUGUAUUCAAGCUAUACGAUUACCCUGUGUUUCCGUUUGGUGUGUUAUAGUAUUAUCCAAUGGUGAUAUAGCCGUAGGAGGCUCAGAUAAUACUAUUAGAGUAUUUACCUUAGACUCUCAACGGGUUGCUUCUAAAGACGCUUUGGAAACAUUUUUGGAGUCUGUUAAGAGUUCGGCCAUCUCCGAACAAGGUCUUGAUGAUUUGAAGCAUACUGAUUUACCAGGACCUGAAGUUUUGGAGAAACCAGGUAAACAAGAGGGUCAAAUCAUCUUGGUUAAGAUACCAGCAACCGGUACAAUUGAGUCCCAUCAAUGGUCUAGUGGUAGUUGGAUGAAGAUUGGUGAUGUAGUGGGAGCAGCUGGUAAUAGUGAGGGUAACAAGAAGGAACUCAAUGGUCAAUUGUAUGAUUAUGUAUUUGACGUUGAUAUUGAAGAUGGAGCUCCACCAUUGAAGUUACCUUUCAAUACUACUGAUAAUGUUUAUACUGUUGCCACCAAGUUUUUGGCUGAUAAUGAGUUGCCCAGUUCUUAUACUGAAGAGGUGGUGAGAUUCAUUAUGAAGAACACAGAAGGUGUUACCAUCGGAACAGAUAGAGCAUUGGAUGACAAUGAUAAAGAAGGUGAGCAGAAUAAUUGUGUAGCUGAAAGUGUUCCUAACUCUGUUUCUGAACGGUCCCUAUCUGUUAUUCCUGUGAAAGACUACAUCUUCUUCAAAGACUACAAUGGAGACCAGAUCAUCAAGGGCAUGCGAAAGUUCAACUCCCAACAAGAUACAGAGCACCAACUCGACGAUAUUCAAUUGGAGGAGAUCUGUGGGUUACUCGGAGGAGAUUUAAGCUCCAAAGCAGCCAUAGACUUGAUUGAUCAUCGGUUACCUCCACUCUUCAAGACGUGGACUGAAGAAGCUCAACUUGUGUUGUAUGAUAUCUUGAGAAUAUGUAUUCCCCGAGUUAGCAUGGGGGAUAUACUUAAUUCUGCCACUGCAGGAGAGUUUAUAUAUUCUGUUGUUACUAGGGAAACAACCAAUGUUUCUGUGCUUAUGAUGAUCACCAAAGUGUUGAGUAACAUAGUGGGUAAUUUAAUUUUAUUUGUUCAGAUAUUUGUUGAUGAAAAUGGCUAUGCCAACACCCUUGCAAACACCAUUGGGGGUUUGAUGAUCAAUGGGAACAAGUCCAAAACCCACAAACAUUACAAUGCACUUAUGACCAACGUGGCCUCGUUCUUGUACAAUGUCUCGGUGUUCCAAUACACAUCGAAGAAUGCUCCCAGUUCAAGUCAACCAUUGGUAGAUAUCAUGAACCUAUAUGGUGAUGAGAUUGCUCGUUCCAAUAGUGAAGCUGCGUAUAGAUUGACUGUUGCAUUAGGGAACGUUCUUGUCCAAGGCACUGCUAUGACCGUUGGACCUCCAUGGUUGAUCUUUAUUGGUGAUACUUAUAAGGAACACAGGUUUGUGGUUGUUGCAAAGGAUAUGAUGCAAUUAAUAAAGAGAUAG
Lizanozyma spartinae is the source of this 2271-nucleotide messenger RNA. It is a transcript of the gene DOA1, whose product is annotated as Doa1p. The transcript has a single exon. Lineage: Eukaryota; Fungi; Ascomycota; Pichiomycetes; Serinales; Debaryomycetaceae. Gene Ontology annotation, molecular function: ubiquitin binding. The coding region runs from base 1 to 2271 and encodes 756 amino acids. The record is from RefSeq and is a predicted model, not a curated record. Gene Ontology annotation, cellular component: cytoplasm; nucleus. Gene Ontology annotation, biological process: proteasome-mediated ubiquitin-dependent protein catabolic process; ubiquitin recycling.